UUAGUGUGGCGGUUUUGAAGCGGAAGUGACGUGCCCCGUUUGGCCGCUGUUAGCUUGUUAGGCUGUGGUUCUGAAUGUAAAAUGGUUCAGGGCUCGGUUCUGCUGUAACAUGCCUCUGGUUGGACCGGAAGGGGAGCAACAGGCUCUGACGGAGUGUCGGUACCGGUACCCCACAGAGACUCUGAAGGACCUGCAGUCGGUGCGGGCUCGGUUCCGAGACCUGCGGCUGUUUGUGGACUUUUACUGUUUUCCAAACAAGGAGACGAGAAAGCUGCUGCACCUGUCGGGAACGCUCCCUGUCCUCUACCAAGGGAGUGCCUACAACAUCCCGGUGUGUGUCUGGCUGCACGAGACCCACCCGCUGUCAUGCCCGCGCUGUGUCGUCUGUCCCUCCGUCGCCAUGGUGAUCAAUCCAUCUUGUCCUCACGUAGAUUCCUCCGGUACUGUCAGUGUGGACGGGCUGCGGAACUGGACUCCUGGUGUGUCCAAUCUGACGCUGCUGUUGUCAGAGCUGAGGCUGGCCUUCCAGAAGGACACGCCCCUUUACGCCAGGAGUGUGGAUCAGGCUCCGCCCCCUGCAGGACUCGGCUCCUCCCCUUCCUCCCAGCAGCGCCCCGCCCAUGGCCCCGCCCACCUUGCUGAAGCCAGCCAAUGGGAACAGGAUGGCGUCAGGACAUCGUACACCGAGGAGCUGAAAGGGAUCGACUUCGGGGCUCCGCCCUCCGCCGGCGGCGCCAACACUUUCCUGAGCCCCUCCCCUCCAGGUGUGCCCCCCACCGAGCCCCUCAACAGAAUGAUGGGAGCUUUGAGGCUGGAUGGAGGCAGGCGGUCAGAACCGAACCAACGUGGUUCUGGAGAUCAGAGUCCAGCAGCCGAAGCCGACCUGAGGAAGGUGUCGGCCCACCUGUCUCCAGACCGGGCCGCCGUCUUCAUGGCUCUGAUCACCAUGACUGGGCGGAGCUUCAGCACUGAUGAUGUCAUAGAGGCGGUUCAGCACAAUCCAGAUCUCCCUUCAGCGCUGAAGUUCCUGACGCACACCUGUCCGAUCUGUCGUGACCAGGUGUCCUUCAGCAAGAUCAUCACCAUGACCCACUGCUCCUGCUUCUUGUGUCAGAGCUGCUUCACUUCCUGUUUCUCCGUCGCCAUCAAGGAGCGCGCCGUCCACCUGCUCACCUGUCCGCAGUGCGGCCAACCAGAGAUCAGGAGCCAGGGGGCGCUAGAGGAGUCCAUGGACUACUUUAACCUGCUGGACACACAGAUCCGUCACUUCCUGCCUCCUGACAUCCAUGAACUGUUCCAGAGGAAACUCCGGGACCGAGCCCUGCAGGAGAUGCCCCGGUUCUGCUGGUGCGCUCACUGUUCCUUCGGGAUGCUCCAUGAAUCGGACCGGUUGAGGAUGGACUGUCCCAGCUGUAGGAAGAGCACCUGUUCCCAGUGCAGGUCACCUUGGUCUCCUCACCAUCAGGGACUUUCCUGUGCAGAGUUCAAGGCGUGGCAACAGCAGACCCAGCAGGACCGGGACAGCCCCAUGUGGGUCUACAAAACCAUUGAGUGUCCUAGUUGUCAGUUCGUCUUCAGCCUGUCUAAAGGAGGAUGUCUUCACUUCACCUGCUCUCAGUGUCGUCAUCAGUUCUGUGGUGGCUGCAGUCAGCGCUUUGCUCUGGGCCCGGCUUGCAACUUCUCCGCUCGGUGUGCGUCCAGAGGUCUACAUGCGCACCACCCCAGGGACUGCCUGUACCACCUGAGAGACUGGAGCGUGGCCCGGCUGCACCAGCUGCUGCAGCACUACAGAGUGUCUCCUUCCUGGUCGGAACCGUCCAGUGGCAGCUUGGCUCAGUUUGGUCAGACAGUGGCAUGUUUUGUGCUGGAACUGCGAGAUGACAGCGGUAUGACGAAGGAGGAACCUUGUGGACUGCCGGCGCCGUACGGAGGAUACUGCCAGGCUCACUACAAGGAGCGUCUGGUGGAGCAGCUCAAUCGCUGCGGCGCCGACCCGGCCGUCCUCUUCAGUCCUGCGGAGGUGAUUGCAGAGCUGCGGCGAUGGAGUGUUAUCGUGCCAACCAGAAAGCCUGAAGAGCCAGAGCCGCUGUAUGCCCAUCGCCUCCGUCUGGUGCUGACCAAUUGCCUUCCUCUUAUGAAGCAUCGAAGCACUCAAUCAGUGACAUCAGCAGAAGCUCCGCCCACUCCAUCCCUCCAAAGUCCCAACCAAUCAGAUGAUGUCUGAUAACUUCAAACAGCUCAAAGGGAACCAAUGAGAGAAGCUUCCAGUCGUAACUACCUGAGCUAACUGACGUUACCAUGGCUGUUAACGAGGUUAACAAGCUUCCAUUCACUCAUCAGCCUUUAGUUUAUUUAAAUUAUUUUUUCUCUAGCAUUGAAUAAACAUCUAACUGAAAUGUUUUUAGACAAGAACUGAGAAAAAACUUAGUUUGUUCUGAUCCUCAAGGCUCAAAAUUCAUACAGUUCUUUUAAAAAGGCGAAUCUUAACGAGCGUUAGGGAUUAACGAGGUAAAGCUUAAUGAGGUGAAUCUUAACGAGGUCAGGGUUAGGGUUCCAGCUGCUCAGUUUUCUGCACUUUAAUAAAUUUGUCAUCUUCUCA
This is a messenger RNA of Gambusia affinis (western mosquitofish), 2599 nucleotides long. RefSeq names its product E3 ubiquitin-protein ligase RNF31. The record is from RefSeq and is a predicted model, not a curated record. The coding region runs from base 110 to 2224 and encodes 704 amino acids. Gene Ontology annotation, molecular function: zinc ion binding; ubiquitin protein ligase activity; K63-linked polyubiquitin modification-dependent protein binding. Lineage: Eukaryota; Metazoa; Chordata; Actinopteri; Cyprinodontiformes; Poeciliidae. The transcript has 19 exons. Gene Ontology annotation, cellular component: LUBAC complex. Gene Ontology annotation, biological process: protein linear polyubiquitination; protein transport.